AUGUCACUGACACAGAGGAACGCAGGCAAGGAUAAGGACAUGGCACCGCUUCUCAGGCCGCGGCAGAGCCUGUCGGCGGAGCGGUUCUCGCCCUACUUCACCGUGCUCAAGAGCCAGCCGUACAACGAUCCCAACUCUAGGACGGGAGGGUCGAACAACUUGCGCUCGAUUGCAUGGAAUCCUGUAGGGACGCUGGUCGCCACCGGGUCUACCGAUAAGACCUUGCGGGUUUGGAACCCGGAGAAGCCUCACAUCAAGUUCUCAACUGAGCUGAAAGGCCACCUGGGAUCGGUGGAGAAGGUCGCCUUCAACCCUACCAAGGACGCUGAGCUCUGCAGCAUCAGCAGCGACGGGGUCGCCAAGUUCUGGGACGUGAGGACCAAGGCCUGCUUCAACGAGGUCAAGGGGCUGGGGGAGGCCUUCACAUUGGCAUGGGCGCCGGACGGUCAGACGCUGAUUGUGGGCAACAAGGAUGACAAUAUCUUUGUCCUUUCCCCCACAUCGCCUACCCCCUUGGCAUCUCAUCAGCAGUCCAUACAGACGAAUCAGAUCGCCUUCUGCUGGAGUGGAGAGAAGAUAUUCUUGACCACCAGCGAGGGGCACAUCCGCAUUCUGUCCUAUCCCAACUUCGAACCAGUCCUACGGGUCGCGUACGGCGACAACGAGGAGUUCCAACUAAACGGGCACACGUCAUCAUGCCUCACGGCUGAGCUCCAGCCCACGGGGCGGUACCUGGCGACUGGAGGCUCCGACUCGAUCAUUGCGCUCUGGGACACGCGCCGAUGGCUCUGUCAAAGGACGAUCACGACCAUGGUCGGGCCGGUGAGAAGUAUCAGCUUCACAUUCGACGGCAGCUUCGUCGUGGGAGGCAGUGACGAGGGAUCUGGCCUCGACGUGACGCACACGGAGACGGGAGAGAAGAUCCACACCUUUAAGACGGCGGGAUCGUGCCCGGUGGUGGCGUGGGCGCCUACGAGGUACUGGCUUGCUUACAGCGACCUGGGGGUCUUGCGGAUCAUCGGCAUAGAUGAUAAAAAGUAG
Messenger RNA from Clonostachys byssicola, 1041 nucleotides. NCBI's taxonomy places the organism in Eukaryota, Fungi, Ascomycota, Sordariomycetes, Hypocreales, Bionectriaceae. The record is from the annotation of a GenBank genome assembly.